Encephalitozoon hellem ATCC 50504 is the source of this 243-nucleotide messenger RNA. RefSeq lists its product as uncharacterized. The record is from RefSeq and is a predicted model, not a curated record. The coding region runs from base 1 to 243 and encodes 80 amino acids. The transcript has a single exon. Lineage: Eukaryota; Fungi; Microsporidia; Unikaryonidae.
AUGGCCCGCCCUGCAAUGAGCAGCCUAUUCAAUAUCCUUGACGAGAUUCAGAGCCAAGUGGAGAGAGAAGAAAAGCCGGAUAAUCUGAAAAAAGCCUUGGAAAAUGAGCUUCACAAGCUAUACCUGCAUACAUCCUUGGAAAUAUGCAAACAGAGGCUACGCGGAUCUGUAAGCAAGGAAACACUUGCAAAGGUAGAGAAAAUUAAGCAGUACUUCAAGCAUAUAGAGAAUGUCCAGAACUGA